Messenger RNA from Cryptotermes secundus, 3071 nucleotides. RefSeq names its product kelch-like protein 12. Bases 247 to 2253 code for a protein of 668 amino acids. Gene Ontology annotation, molecular function: protein binding. The record is from RefSeq and is a predicted model, not a curated record. The transcript is spliced from 12 exons. Lineage: Eukaryota; Metazoa; Arthropoda; Insecta; Blattodea; Kalotermitidae.
CGAAGCUGCUUAGUAAUCUGUAAUCUCUGACUGUGGCUGGCAUCGCGUUAUCAGGAUGCCAUAGACGGCAAUUGAUCUGUGCUAUUGUCUCUGCCAAUUGUUAGCAAACGGAAGUUCCUAUAAUCAUUGGAUUACUGGCAGACUAUGGUUUAUGGGAAUAUGCAUGACGUUUUUGUUUGAAUUUAACCAUGUGCAAGUGCAUAGAAAUGUAUCCGGUUCAGUUCGUUGUGGUGUCUCCUCAGAUAAAUGGUCUGGGUUAAGUUUAACCUUGCAGUGACAUACAAUGGGAGAAUCAGAAGUAUAGUUUAUAGUUUUAACAGAAUAGCGAUUAUCUGCACAUAUGAAAUAAAGUACUUACCGCGACGCAAGGUAAUAAUGUUAUUAGCACCUAUAGGUCAGUCAAUUUUAGGAGGCGACAACAGCGUUCAAACCAAUCGCUUGCCGUAUAACAGUAGGCAGCGCAAACCGAGUAUUGACAGCGACACAAGUUCAGCAGCCGACAGCCCUGAUGGACCUUCUACUGACGAGUAUAAAUUUAUUGAAACAGCACAUGCAAAAGAGAUCCUGUUGGGCUUAAAUGAAUUAAGAAAGGAUGGUCAGUUCUGUGAUGUAGCAUUAUCUGUUGAUGGAGUAAAAUUUCCUGCUCACAGAAAUGUUUUGGCUUCAUUUAGCCCAUAUUUUAAGGCCAUGUUCACGAACAAACUGGCUGAGUCUCGGCAGACAGUUGUAGCAGUUAAUGGUGUCGAGUCAGCAACGAUGGAACUGUUGCUGGAAUUUGCCUAUACUAGCACAAUAGUGAUCACUCGAACUAACGUUCAAUCACUGUUAUCAGCUGCCAACCUACUGCAGGUGUUACCUGUGAAGGCUGCAGCCUGUCUGUUCUUAGAACGACACAUGGAUACUACUAACUGCGUUGGUAUCCAUUGCUUUGCUGAGACACAUGCCUGCACUGAUCUCCAGAUUAGGACCAGACAGUAUACAUUAGAGAAUUUCUGGGAUGUUGGUCACGGAGAAGAGUUCCUAGGCUUAUCAUCAACAAAGUUGGUAGAAUUCAUAAGCAGUGAUGAGCUGCAGGUGGAGCGUGAGGAAGUUGUAUUCCAGGCUGUUAUACGAUGGUUCAACCACAAUCCCGAGCAGCGCAGAGCUGACUUUCAUAAGGUGCUGGAACAUGUUCGUUUGCCUCUACUGAGUCCCUACUUCCUGCAUGACUGUGUGGAAAGUCAGGCUGUGGUGCGCCAGUCUCCUGAAUGUCGACAUCUGGUGGAAGAAGCCAAGAUGUUCCAUUUGCUUCCUGACAGGCGUGCUGAACUACAGUCUCCCCGUACCAGACACCGUAACAGUGCUGGCACCAUACAGGUAAUAGUUGCAGUGGGAGGAGAAGACGACAAGGUGGUUCUGAGGUCAGUUGAAUGUUAUGAUCCUGUUUCUCACCAGUGGCAUACUCUUGCUAGUUUGCCGUUUGCUGUCAGCAAACAUGGACUGGUAGCAUCAGGGAAAAACACGCUAUACCUAGCAGGCGGUGAGUUUCCAGAUGGCAGUGCAUCUCGUUCUGUGUGGCGCUACGACCCAGUACUGGAUGUGUGGCAGGAGAUGGCACCCAUGUUGUUGCCACGCUCGGAACUAGGAUUGGCAAUGCUGGAUGGUAGUGUAUAUGCUGUAGGUGGCUGGGAAGGUUCAUUUCGCCUGGAUUCCGUGGAGCGGUAUGAUCCUGACACCAACUCAUGGCACAUCAUUGCACCCAUGAAGAUGGCUGUCACUAGUCCAGCUGUUGUUGCUCAUGAUGGGAUGCUGUAUGUUACUGGUGGAGCAGUUCUAGAGGAUGGUGAUGGAAUUGAACUGGUGCAGCGGUAUGACCCUCGUCUAAACACCUGGACAGAACUGGCACCAAUGUUGAUUCCCCGAAGUGGUUCAUCAGCCUGUGUUUUGGAUGGUUACAUCUAUGUUGUUGGAGGAUGGCAUGCAUCAACAGAAAACACCAACAAGGUUGAACGCUAUGAUGUCCAGUCCAACAUGUGGGAGUUCAAGGCGUCCAUGUGUGAAAGGAGGUACAGGCCAGGAGUAGCAGUCAUAGAUCAUCGUAUUUUUGUACUGGGUGGCGAGGAGGGAUGGGAUCGUUACCAUGACACGAUAGAGUGCUACUCAGCUGAAACUGACACAUGGCAGCUGUCGGGAGACAUGCCCACUUCAAGGUCAUGGCUUAGCUGUGUACCGCUUCAAGUCAGAAAGAACCCUUUAAAGCAGAAUGAGUCCUGACAGAAAUGGGUGGAUGAACUUCCACAAAUGCAGCAGCAGCAACACCCACCACCAUUGCGUAACAACCCAUGUCUCCUGCUUCGUCUGUUGUCUGACUAGUGUGGUCCAGUGUUUGUACCUUCUACUGUGGGUUCCUGUUUGGCACUGAAGAAAACAAGAAAGUAAAGGUUUGUAUGAUAUUUACAGGAAACUUCAUUCACUGCCAAAAUAUAAAAUAGAGUAAUGAAAUAAUCACUUUUGUAGUGGUUGAAUCGUAGUUACAGAACAACUCUACUUAUCCAGCUCUUGCUCAGUAAUAUUAUUUUUAACACUUGUUCUGUAAAAACAGGAAGCAUUAAUGUAUCACUGUUACUUUAUUCCUGCAUUGCUAGUAUCUAGUAUCUAGUAUGAAACACAUUUACAUGAAAUACUUUGUCCUGCCAAGAGACUUUUGUUUAAAACAGGGCAAAUGACUGAAGGGAGCUCACUUACAAGGGCCCCAGACUGAAGAAUAAAAUCCUGUUUCAUAUAAUAGCAUAGAUAUUUAUGGUGACUAUUCUUCUUAAUGAAGUCUCAGGGUCUGUACCCAUAUUAUGAAACCUUAGGAAAAAAAUUCAGUGGGUAUUUACCCAAAUAAACUCCAUGUCACAUGAUAUUAAAAAUCUGAGGAUCUGUGCUUUUCUCAGAAAUUAAAUACAAUGGCUUAUUACACCUUCCAGAGCAGUAAAUUUUAAUAUUUAAACCACAAUAUUGAGUGAAGCACAUAUUUUUAUGCACUUCAUGGAAAAUGGUGUGUUCCAGUUCAGUAAGUGGUAUAUAUUUAUAAAGAUAGUAAUAGU